Octopus sinensis (East Asian common octopus) is the source of this 534-nucleotide messenger RNA. RefSeq names its product netrin-1-like. Bases 1 to 456 code for a protein of 151 amino acids. Lineage: Eukaryota; Metazoa; Mollusca; Cephalopoda; Octopoda; Octopodidae. The record is from RefSeq and is a predicted model, not a curated record. The transcript has 4 exons. Gene Ontology annotation, molecular function: protein binding.
AUGGGACAAGAGCGCAAGACAUCCGGGCAGUUAGAGAUCCAUGACGUAAACCCACCUAAUCCAGAUAGCUACUGUCGGAAAUGCAGAAACUCCAGACGUCGGUUAAAUUCUAAGAAAUUUUGCAAGAGAGAUUACGCGGUGAUCAUACAAAUUCUGUCCCGCGAGAAAGAAGGUGACAACUGGGUGAAAUUCGCUAUCAGCGUUUUAUCUGUGAUGAAGCGGACAAAAACGAAUAUCCAUAGAGGGCGUUCGGUGAUGUGGAUCUCCAGAAGAGAUUUAGGCUGCAAGUGUCCGAAGAUACGCAUCGGUAGACGACACAUUCUACUGGGGAAUUCGGCUGGAGGCAAUGAGAAUGGCUACAUCAUUAACUCCCGUAGCAUCAUUCUGCGCUGGAAGAAAAGAUGGCACAGAAGAAUUCGCAAGUUUAUUAAAUAUGACAAUAGAAGGAAAUGUUAACUUGAGAGAUGAUGUAUGUAUGCAUGUAUGUAUGUUUGUAUGUAUGUAUAAAUAUAUAUAUAUAUAUAUAUAUAUAUA